This is a messenger RNA of Triplophysa dalaica, 1550 nucleotides long. It is a transcript of the gene psmd4a, whose product is annotated as proteasome 26S subunit ubiquitin receptor, non-ATPase 4a. Gene Ontology annotation, biological process: proteasome-mediated ubiquitin-dependent protein catabolic process. The transcript has 10 exons. Lineage: Eukaryota; Metazoa; Chordata; Actinopteri; Cypriniformes; Nemacheilidae. Bases 106 to 1218 code for a protein of 370 amino acids. The record is from RefSeq and is a predicted model, not a curated record. Gene Ontology annotation, cellular component: cytosol; proteasome regulatory particle, base subcomplex; nucleus. Gene Ontology annotation, molecular function: polyubiquitin modification-dependent protein binding.
CUUAGCCAAUCAUAGCUGCUGUUACAAGCAUUGUCAGCGUCCUUCAUCUUUAAACCAAUCAGCGACGGCCGUAGCAUUAAGGAAAACGAAUAGAGGAUUUCCAAGAUGGUGCUCGAAAGUACUAUGGUCUGUGUGGACAACAGUGAAUACAUGAGGAAUGGAGACUUUCUGCCUACUAGAUUACAGGCACAGCAGGAUGCUGUCAACAUUGUGUGUCACUCAAAGACCCGAAGCAAUCCGGAAAACAACGUGGGUCUGAUCACUAUGGCCAACAACUGCGAGGUCCUCACCACUUUAACACCAGACACUGGGCGCAUACUCUCAAAGCUCCACGCCGUGCAGCCGCAGGGCACCAUCUCAUUCUGCACCGGCAUACGGGUGGCACACUUGGCACUCAAGCAUCGGCAAGGCAAGAACCACAAGGUGAGGAUUGUUGCUUUUGUGGGCAGCCCAGUGGAGGACAAUGAAAAAGACCUCGUGAAGUUGGCAAAACGAUUGAAAAAGGAGAAGGUCAAUGUAGAUGUGGUCAAUUUUGGAGAAGAGGAGGCGAACACAGAGAAACUGACUGCUUUUGUGAACACUCUGAAUGGAAAGGAGGGCACAGGUUCUCACCUGGUCACGGUUCCUCCUGGGCCCAGUCUUGCUGAUGCUCUGCUCUCUUCUCCCAUUCUUGCUGGUGAGGGUGGCACCAUGAUGGGCCUGGGUGCGAGCGACUUUGAGUUUGGUGUGGACCCCAGUGCUGACCCAGAGCUGGCCCUAGCUCUUCGUGUGUCCAUGGAAGAGCAAAGACAGAGACAAGAAGAAGAAUCUCGUAGGGCGGCUGUCCAAUCAACAGAUGAGGGUGGGAUUUCAGCCUCUGCAGCAGAUGAAUCAGAAGAGGUUCUUUUGAAGAUGUCUGCCUCUCAACCGGAGAUCGGCAUGGCUGCACUUCCAGACUUCAGCAGCAUGACCGAGGAUGAGCAGAUAGCAUAUGCCAUGCAGAUGUCUCUGGCAGGUGGAGCUGAAUCGAUGGACACCGGCGCGCCAGUGGAUACUGCUGAAUCUAAGGAGGAGGAGGAUUACGAUGUAAUGCAAGACCCAGAGUUCCUCCAGAGCGUUCUGGAGAACCUACCUGGUGUUGACCCCAACAAUGAGGCCAUCCGUAACGCCAUGGGUUCCCUGGCUUCUCAGAGCGGAAAUAAACAAGAGGGGAAGAAGCACGAAGAGAAGAAGAAAUAGAUUUAACAGCGCGAUGUAAAUGAUUGUGAUUAAUGUAAAAGCCAUUUGACAUGUGCAAAGCAAAAUAAGUAAAAUUCUAAUGGCCAGCAGAAGUCCUUAUGAAAACCAGUUGUUUGGAACAAUUUUAGAUGCGUACUGUAUUAAGACACUGAGACGUUCUAUACCAAAUUACUGCAAUGUUGUGUGGUACCUCAAAAAUUCACACAUGGCUUGCUGAUGGUCUUUCCCCCUUAUGCUUUGUGCACAAUUAAAUAUUUGAUUAACAGAUGCAAAACGUUAUCUGAACACCUUUUACUGUUUUUCUACUGCCAUUAAAACAUGGUCAAAUCUUC